This is a messenger RNA of Malus domestica (apple), 1458 nucleotides long. RefSeq lists its product as uncharacterized. The record is from RefSeq and is a predicted model, not a curated record. Lineage: Eukaryota; Viridiplantae; Streptophyta; Magnoliopsida; Rosales; Rosaceae.
ACAUCAUGUCGCUGAUGUUCUCACAACAAUAAAUCCAAAAAGAAAGCAAUUCAAUUCAAUUCACCAAACAAUGUCUUGGCUCUUCAGCUCUCCCCGCCAACCAGAAGACGACGACGACGACCAGCGUGAUGUAGAACCCAAGCAACCCCAAAACGACCUGUCGUUUCUCAGCCAAACCCUCGGCCGCCAACUCCGCGGCGUCGCCACCUUCCUCGCUCCACCUCCAUCACCGCCAUCCAACGACGCCCUUCCCUCGUCCAAUUCCCAGCCCCAGUCGCAAUCGCAAUCUCAAUCGCCGGCGCUUUUGGGAAUCCGGAAUGAUCUGGUGGAGAUCGGCGGGAGCUUCAAAACCGGCCUCUCGCUGCUCUCUACUAACAGCAACAAAGCCGUCACUGAGAUCUCCAAGUUCGCUUCGGGCUUGUUGCAGCUUCAAAACGAAGCUUCAGAAGAAGGUGGAGCUGAUGAUGACGGCGACGAUGGCGGCGGUCACGUGCCGGGGAUCACGGACGAGGUUCUCGGUUUCGUCACCGAUAUUUCGGUGAUGCCGGACUGCUGGACCGACUUUCCAAUGACGCUCGAUCAUGAUUUCAGCAUGUCGGAUGCUCAGAGAGAGCAUGUGUCCGCUGUUUUACAAUUGGUUCCGGGAUUUGCAGAUCUAAGAGCCCGGCUUUGCAAUUCCAUGAGUGAGGAGCAAUUUUGGAUGAUCUAUUUCUUGUUGUUGCUCCCGAGACUAAACGAACAUGAUUUUGAGCUUCUAGCAACGCCCAAGAUUGUUGAAGCAAGAGACGUACUUCUGCACAAACUGCAUAACAAGAGGAACACACGGGAGGAUGCCCCAGAGAAGUCAAUUCUCGUUUCACCUAAAAAUCACAUCCAGGAUGGGAAGACACAAGGGGAGGGAAGCUCAUCUCAAGAAAAGGAAGCCUCGACUGAAAUACUUAACACGACAGAAAGGUUAAAGACCGAUGACGAAGAGGGCACUGAGCAGUGGUCUGAAGGUGCAAGUAUUAGCUCUGGCACUUUUGUGGAUGGCCAAAGAAAACACGAACCUGAAGACGAUAUCUCAUUCAGCGAUUUAGAGGACGAAGAGAAUGACGUUUCUAGUAGACAAUCAGGACUAAGGCAAGGACCGUAUGCCAGGGCAUGUUCACCCAAUGGAUCAAAUGAUUGGGUUCAGCUGAAUCGAAGCUCGGAAAACGAGGGUGGCCGGCAAAAGGCUGGUCGGUCAAAGGGGAAAGAUUCAGAAGGUGAGGAUUCAAGUGACUGGCUUGCGGUAGAUGAAUAUGAUUAGACAAAAUUGGCAGCAGCUUGCUUGCCAAUUGAAUUGUAAAGUUUCGGUUUCUUCUUUUCGGUUUUUCGGGUCGGGUGGGCUGGAUUGUGUACUUAUAUGUGUAUCAGCAUCUUAUACAAAGCUUCCUUGUUGAAAUUAAUAAAGCAAAUGAAGUCUAUUUCAAAAUU